GCGGCUGUGCUCCGAGGGAGGCUGGCCGUCAUGGCGGAGGUGAAGGCGCCGGAGCCGCUGGAGAUCGAGAGCAGGAUCAUUGAGCUGUGCCACCAGUUUCCCCAUGGCAUCACAGACCAGGUGAUUCAGAAUGACAUGCCCCACAUGGAGGCUCAGCAACGGGCCAUGGCCAUCAACCGACUGCUCUCUAUGGGACAACUGGAUCUUCUGAGGAGCAGCACUGGCCUUCUCUAUAGAAUCAAGGAAUCUCAAAAUGCAGGUAAAAUGAAGGGAUCUGACAAUCAAGAGAAACUGGUCUAUCAGAUUAUAGAGGACGCUGGCAACAAAGGUAUUUGGAGCCGGGAUAUUAGGUAUAAAAGUAAUCUUCCGUUAACUGAGAUCAACAAGAUACUAAAAAACUUGGAAAGCAAGAAACUCAUUAAAGCCGUGAAGUCCGUAGCGGCUUCCAAGAAAAAGGUAUACAUGUUAUACAACCUUCAGCCCGAUCGUUCUGUGACAGGCGGAGCCUGGUAUAGUGACCAGGAUUUUGAAUCUGAAUUUGUAGAGGUUCUGAACCAGCAGUGUUUUAAAUUCUUGGAGAGCAAGGCUGAAGCUGCUCGAGAAAGCAAACAGAGCCCCAUGAUCCAGAGAAACAGCUCAUUUGCGUCCUCGCACGAGGUGUGGAAAUAUAUCAGCGAACUGGGCAUUAGUAAGGUGGAAUUGUCAAUGGAGGACAUCGAAACCAUUCUCAACACAUUAAUAUAUGACGGGAAGGUGGAAAUGACCAUAAUUGCUGCCAAAGAAGGAACAGUCGGCAGCGUGGACGGGCACAUGAAGCUGUACAGAGCGGUCAACCCCAUCAUCCAGCCCACGGGCUUAGUUCGGACCCCGUGUGGGCUCUGCCCAGUUUUUGACGACUGCCAUGAAGGUGGCGAGAUAUCCCCGUCAAACUGUAUUUAUAUGACGGAGUGGCUGGAAUUUUAGCCACGAAACGUGGAUUGUGUCGCCUCCCUGCA
Molecule: messenger RNA, 995 nt
Organism: Euleptes europaea (tarantolino)
Lineage: Eukaryota; Metazoa; Chordata; Lepidosauria; Squamata; Sphaerodactylidae
Gene: POLR3F
Product: RNA polymerase III subunit F
Exons: 9
Coding region: 31-963 (310 amino acids)
Biological process (GO): transcription by RNA polymerase III
Cellular component (GO): RNA polymerase III complex
Source: RefSeq, a predicted model, not a curated record